UAUUUACUAGCGGUGGUCUCGGACUGUUACAAAUGGUAUUAGAAUCGGACACUGAACAAUGUGCCAACAACGAGGUGGAUUGUGAGAUCCCAUAUGGAUUGGAGAGGGAAAAAAAAUGUUAAGGGUGAAAAAACUUCUCUCUAGUAAAUGCGUCAUUGACGUUGAUACGGAUCAAAACGGACAAUAUUUAGGUGGCUUUGGGCGGAAGUUGCCCAAGUAUUGUGCAACUAACUCCAAUUGCGUACACUAAACAUUUGAAGCAUACAAGUUGCAGGUUCGUUUACUUGGUUAUUUGUUAUCCAAAAUGUUUUUCUGCAGGUAAUUGCUUAUCAUUGUGGUUACAUGCCGACUUGUUUGGUGCCCAUAUAUCUCAGAGGAACCACAAUAAGAAAUGCGGCCUCAUCUACAACUUCAAGCAAUGAGAGGAUGAGGCAUAGUCGCUGCGAUGCCCACAAUUUUUUUUACUCUUUUUUAUGUCAUAUCUUUCUGAUGUCCAUGAGCUGCUGGGCUUUCGGAAAUGAAUCAGAUCGCUUGGCUCUACUCGACUUGAAAAGCAGAGUGCUCAAUGACCCACUCAAAAUCACGAGCUCUUGGAACGACUCCAUGCAUUUUUGUGAGUGGGAUGGUGUGACUUGCGACUCUAGCAUUACAAGAGUAACGGCGUUGAACUUGGAAGGUCGACAGCUGAGUGGUUCCAUACCACCUUCUUUGGGAAAUCUUACUCAUCUCACUGAAAUCAGAUGGGGUGACAACAACUUCCACGGCCCAAUUCUCCAAGAGCUUGGUAAGUUAUUACGACUGCGCCAUCUCAAUUUAUCCUUCAAUAACUUUGACGGCGAGAUUGCAACGAAUAUAAGUCACUGUACUGAGCUUGUUGUUUUGGAGCUGAGUCUCAAUGAGCUUGUUGGUCAGAUUCCAAACCAGUUCUUCACGUUAACCAAGUUGAAACGACUCGGGUUUGGCGGUAACAAUCUCAUCGGAACUAUCCCACCUUGGAUAGCGAACUUCUCUUCCUUAUUUGCUCUGUCAUUUGCACUCAACAAAUUUCAAGGCAAUAUUCCUAGUGAACUCGGACGCCUUUCUAAAUUGGAACACUUCAGCGUUUAUGGGAACCAUUUGACAGGCAUUGUGCCGCCUUCCAUCUAUAAUAUAACCUCUCUUACUUACUUUUCUCUUACUCAAAAUCGACUUCAAGGAACUCUACCACCAGAUGUCGGAUUUACUCUUCCUAAUCUUCAGGUCUUUGCCGGUGGUGUCAAUAACUUUGGAGGCCUGAUUCCGACAUCCUUGGCUAACAUCUCCGGUCUUCAGGUCAUAGAUUUUGCUGAGAACAGUCUAGUUGGAGCGCUACCGCAUGGCUUGGGGAGCUUAAAUGAGCUGGUGAGAUUCAAUUUUGAUGACAACAGACUUGGAAGUGGGAAAGUUGAUGACUUGGAUAUAAUCAGGUCCUUGACUAAUUGUACUAGUCUACGCGUUCUGGGUCUUGCUGGAAAUCGCUUAGGAGGAGUGUUGCCUCCAUCUAUUGCCAACCUUUCCAACCACCUCACAAUUCUAACCUUGGGGAGUAACUUGUUAAGUGGAAGCAUUCCAGUAGGGAUUGAAAACUUGGUUAACUUACAAGUUCUUGGAGUAGAAGGCAACCGUGUGAACGGUAGCGUCCCGUCCAGUAUUGGGAAGCUUCACAAGUUGUCUAUUAUUAAUUUGAAUGGUAACAAGUUAACAGGAACAAUUCCAUCCUCCAUGGGUAAUUUAUCUUCAGCCACCAAGCUUUUCAUGGAGGAUAACAGGCUUGAGGGAAAUAUACCUCCAAGCUUGGGACAAUGCAAAAGCCUCCAAGUUCUUGAUCUAUCUGGUAACAAUCUAAGUGGCAGCAUACCCAAGGAAGUUCUCAAACUCUCUUCCCUUUCAGUCUAUUUAGCCUUAAACAACAACGCACUUACUGGUCCAUUGCCAUAUGAAGUGGGUGAGUUAGUUAGUUUAACAUUGUUGGAUGUAUCGCAGAACAAAUUAUCAGGUGAUAUUCCCGACAACCUUGGCAAAUGUAUUAGCAUGGUACGCUUGUAUUUGGGAGGUAACCAGUUUGAGGGGACAGUUCCUCGAUCUUUGGAAGCUUUGAAAGGUCUAGAAGAACUGAAUCUCUCAAGCAACAACUUGUCUGGGCCAAUUCCUGAAUUUCUUGGCAAGCUUUCUUCACUCAAGUUUCUUAAUCUAUCCUAUAAUACUUUCGAGGGGAAGCUGCCCAAAGAGGGAGUUUUUUCCAAUUCAACCAAAUUCUCCAUCCUCGGAAACAACAAUCUAUGUGAUGGCUUGCAGGAAUUGCAUCUACCUCCGUGCAAAUCUGACCAAACCCAUUUUUCCUACAAGCUUCUAGCACCGAAAGUGUUGAUCCCCGUAGUAUCUACCCUCGCUUUCAUAGUUAUUCUUUUGAUCUUCCUAUCUGUACGUUUUUUGAUGAAGAAGUCAAGAAAUGUUUUGACUUCAUCUUCCUCUACGGACUUAUUACCACAAAUUUCUUACUUGGAGCUGAAUAGAUCAACCAAUGGAUUUUCUGCAGACAAUUUGCUUGGUUCAGGUAGUUUUGGUUCUGUGUAUAAAGGUGUUCUUUUGAAUGAUGGAUCAGUUGUUGCUGUUAAGGUUCUUAACCUUCAACAACGUGGUGCUUCCAAGAGUUUUGACGACGAAUGCAAAGCUCUCACAAGCAUACGACAUCGAAACCUCCUUAAGAUCAGAACCUCUUGCUCAAGUACAGAUGAAAAGGGGAAUGAGUUCAAAGCUCUAGUCUUUGAUUUCAUGUCUAAUGGAAACUUGGAUGGUUGGCUUCACCCCACAGAUAUCGAGAAGGGUCAAAGAUUGAGCAUUAUUCAGAGACUGAACAUUUCCAUUGAUGUUGCCAAUGCAUUGGAUUAUCUACAUAAUCACUGUGAAACGCCCAUUGUUCAUUGUGAUCUAAAGCCUAGCAAUGUGUUGCUGGAUGAUGAUAUGGUAGCUCAUGUUGGGGACUUUGGGUUAGCUAGAUUUAUCCUGGAAGGGGCAAAUGAAUCCUCUUUUGGACAAACCAUGUCACUUGCACUUCAUGGCUCUAUUGGAUAUAUUCCUCCAGAGUACGGAAGUGGAGGCAGAAUUUCAAUUGAAGGAGAUAUCUUUAGCUAUGGAAUUCUUCUAUUGGAGAUGUUCAUUGGAAAAAGACCCACAGACAACAUGUUUAGCGAUGGUGUGGACAUUCAUCUAUUCACAGCAAUGGCAUUGCCUCAUGGUGCGUUGGACAUAGUUGAUCCUUAUUUGCUAUCUCAACAGACAUGCCACCAAGAACAGGGUGAAGAAAAAAUACAAGAAAGAGCAAUAAUGAUUGAGGAAGAUCAUACAGAAAUAGAGCAAAGAAGGAUGGAAGAAUGUGUAGCAUCAAUAUUGAGAAUUGGGCUGUCAUGCUCCUCAAGAACACCUAGAGAGAGGAUGUCCAUGAGUGUGGUGGUUAAUAAGUUGCAAACAAUUAAAAGCUCCUUUCUCAAGUGGAAGGAGAUCCGACAUUUCCCUGCAAGACGAAGCACGAUUGCAGCAAGGUUAAUAGGAUUCUGUAUUCCGAUGAUCGGAAGUCAUUGCUUAAACGCGCGUGAUGAAGUAAGGAUUAUGAGUGUCAAGUUGUACUCGGAAGGGGAGGGAGAUGAUAGCAAUGGGGAGGCAGUGGUAGUGGGGUUGGAAAACAGAGAGAAGGGGAUGGUGGAAGAUAGUCGCAGCAGGAUAGGCCAGGAUUUCUUCAAUACCAACAAGAUGUUUCUCUAUGAUAUCUUUUUGUUGUCUCUAAUCUCAGCUUUUGCAAGCAUACUCACUAGGGGAGAUGAAUGGGAACGCUUGGCUCUGCUUGACUUGAAAGCCAGAGUACUCAACGACCCACUUAAAACCAUGAGUUCUUGGAAUGAUUCCACGCAUUUCUGUGACUGGACUGGUGUCACUUGCAAUUCCACCAUUGGAACAGUAGUGGGUUUGGACUUGGAAGCUCGAAAUCUGACUGGCUCCAUACCCACUUCUCUGGCAAAUCUCACCCACCUCACUGAAAUCAAAUUGGGAAGCAACAACUUCCAUGGCUCAGUUCCCCAAGAGUUCGGUCGGCUACAGCAAUUGCGUUUUCUCAACUUGUCCAACAACAACUUCGGUGGUGAGAUUCCGACGAAUAUAAGCCAUUGCACUGAGCUCGUUGUUUUGAUACUCAAUGCCAACAGGUUUAUAGGUCAGAUUCCAAACCAGCUAUUAACGUUAACCAAGUUGAACCAACUAGAGUGUAACUACAACAAUCUCAGCGGAGCUAUCCCAUCUUGGAUAGGGAAUUUUUCCUCCAUGUUUAAUUUGAAUCUGGGGCGGAACAAUUUUCAAGGAAGCAUUCCCAGUGAGCUAGGGAGACUACCAAGAUUGAAAUUCUUCGAAGUUUAUGAGAACAACUUGACAGGUAAAGUGCCCCCUUCAAUCUACAAUAUAACUUCUCUGGUUGACCUGACACUCACUCAAAAUCGACUUCAAGGAUCUAUACCCCCAAGUAUUGGAUUUACACUUCCCAAUCUUCGGAUCUUCCUAGGUGGUAUGAAUAAUUUUAGUGGGUCUAUUCCUACGUCCUUUGCUAACAUCUCCAAUCUUGAAUUGUUAGAUAUAUCUGAAAAUAGUCUCACUGGAAUGAUACCUCAUGAGUUGGGGAGAUUAAAAGACUUGCGAGUACUCAAUUUUGAUACCAACAGGCUUGGAAGUGGGAAAGCUGGUGAUCUAAAUUUCAUCAGUUUCUUGGUUAAUUGUACUAAUCUAAUGGAUUUGGGUCUAAUUAAGAAUCGUCUUGGAGGAGCACUGCCACCAACCAUUGGAAACCUUUCGGACCGCUUGAUAAGGAUAACCUUGGGUGAAAAUAUGUUAAGUGGAAGCAUUCCUAGUGGGAUUGAAAACCUGAUUAGCUUGCAAAUUCUUGGAAUGGAAUACAACCAUCUGAAUGGUAGAAUCCCUCCCAGUAUUGGGAAGCUUCAGAAUUUGGGUUGGUUGUACUUGGAUGAGAACAACCUAACUGGGCCAAUUCCAUCCUCCAUUGGUAACUUAUCUUCAAUCUCUAGGCUUUACAUAGACCAUAACAGACUCGAGGGAAGUAUACCGCCGAGUUUAGGACGAUGCAAAAGCCUCCAAGCUCUUGAUCUAGCUCAUAACACCCUAACUGGCUCUAUACCCAAGGAAAUUCUUGGCAUCCCUUCCCUUUCAGUUUACUUAGGCUUGGACCAUAACUCACUCACUGGUCCAUUGCCAUCUGAAGUUGGUAACUUGGUUAGUUUGAGUGAACUAUAUGUAUCAGAGAACAAACUGUCUGGUAAUAUACCCAGCAAUAUGGGUAAUUGUAGGAGCAUGGAAAGCUUGUCUCUUGAAGAGAACCAGUUUACUGGAAUUAUUCCUCCAUCUUUCGAAGCUUUGAGAGGUCUGGAAGAACUAGAUCUAUCAGCCAACAACUUGUCUGGGUCAAUUCCCCAAUUUCUUGCCAACCUUCGCUCACUCAAUUACCUCAAUCUAUCCUAUAAUAACUUGGAAGGAAAAGUGCCCAAAGAAGGAGUCUUUUCCAAUUCAACCAUGAUUUUCGUCCUUGGGAAUAAGAAUCUAUGUGAUGGGCUACCGGAAUUGCGUUUACCUCCGUGCAUGCCUAACCAAACACAUUUGUCCAAUAAGCGGUUUCUAGCAUCAAGGGUGUUAAUCCCCAUAGCAUCCGUUGUCACAUUCACUGUUAUAUUGGUGUGUAUCAUUUUUGUGUGUUUUGUGCUUAAGAAGUCGAGGAAGCAUGCCUCAACUUCAUCUUCUUCAAAGGGGUUUCUACCACAAAUUUCUUACUUGGAACUCAGUAAAUCAACCAAUGGAUUCUCUAUUGAAAAUUUCAUUGGUUCGGGUAGUUUUGGCUCUGUGUAUAAAGGCGUUCUUUCAAAUGAUGGAUCUAUUGUUGCUGUUAAGGUUCUAAAUCUUCAAAAACAAGGUGCUUCCAAGAGUUUUGUUGAUGAAUGCAAUGCUCUCUCGAACAUACGACAUCGAAAUCUGCUCAAGAUCAUAACAUCUUGCUCGAGUAUUGAUGUACAGGGCAAUGAAUUUAAAGCUCUAGUCUUCAAUUUCAUGUCCAACGGAAAUCUUGAUUGUUGGCUUCAUCCUGCAAAUCAAGGCCACAACCAAAGAAGGUUGAGUUUCAUUCAAAGAUUGAACGUUGCCAUUGAUAUUGCCUGUGGAUUAGAUUAUCUCCAUAAUCAUUGUGAAAUCCCUAUUGUUCAUUGUGAUCUAAAGCCGAGCAAUAUAUUACUCGACGACGAUAUGGUUGCUCAUGUAGGAGACUUUGGGUUAGCUAGAUUCAUGUUGGAAGGAUCAAAUGACCCAUUAUCCUUCAGCCAAACCAUGUCAAUGGCACUCAAGGGUUCUAUAGGCUACAUCCCUCCAGAGUACGGGACUGAUAGCAGAAUCUCCAUGGAAGGAGAUAUCUUCAGUUACGGAAUACUACUAUUGGAGAUGAUGAUCGGGAAAAGACCCACCGACGACAUGUUUGGGAAUGGAGUGGGUAUCCAUUUGUUGAGUAGAAUGGCAGUACCUCAAGAUGCCAUGGCCAUACUCGAUCCUUGUAUGCUACCUGAAGAAACACGUGAAGAAGAAGAGAAGGAAGAGAGAAUAGAAGAAAUGGUGAUAAUGAGUGAGGAAGAUGGUACAGAAAGGGUACCAAGAUGGAUGGAAGAAUGUGUAGUGUCGAUGCUGAGAAUCGGCAUAUCGUGCUCCUGCAUUGCACCUGCAGACAGAAUGUCAAUGAAUGUUGUCAUCAAUGAAUUGCAAGCAAUUAAAAGCUCCUAUCUCAAGUUUACUAAGCCUCGUCCAAGGUAUCAUAAACAUCAGUUUUCCCGAGCUUGACACCCAAAUUACUGCCUAUUCUUCCCCCCCGUUGUUCUUCGACCACUUACCAAAGAUAAGUAUUUUAAAUAUGAUUUAUGUAUUGGUCACACUAUUUUUUUUGUGAAAAAAUUUAUUUAU
Messenger RNA from Cucurbita moschata (crookneck pumpkin), 7005 nucleotides. RefSeq lists its product as uncharacterized. The transcript has 7 exons. Gene Ontology annotation, biological process: protein phosphorylation. The record is from RefSeq and is a predicted model, not a curated record. Lineage: Eukaryota; Viridiplantae; Streptophyta; Magnoliopsida; Cucurbitales; Cucurbitaceae. Gene Ontology annotation, molecular function: ATP binding; protein binding; protein kinase activity. Bases 343 to 6885 code for a protein of 2180 amino acids.